Molecule: messenger RNA, 3452 nt
Organism: Salvelinus namaycush (lake trout)
Lineage: Eukaryota; Metazoa; Chordata; Actinopteri; Salmoniformes; Salmonidae
Product: septin-9-like
Exons: 11
Coding region: 295-2040 (581 amino acids)
Biological process (GO): cytoskeleton-dependent cytokinesis
Cellular component (GO): septin complex; microtubule cytoskeleton; cell division site
Molecular function (GO): molecular adaptor activity; GTP binding; GTPase activity
Source: RefSeq, a predicted model, not a curated record
CGCGCGUGAUUCCAUAUGCACGCUCGUGUGGUCUGAAACGUGGAGCAUCCCACGAAGUGCACAUCAGGCUUGGUGAAACAUCCAGCGACAAUAAAUAAUACAGGCUAGGCUACGAUAGUUAGAGUAGGCUACUCGAUGGUUUGAACUGGGAUAUUUCGAACGGUUACGCAUGAGCCGCGGCAACAGUGUGAACAGUGAAAGGACAAGCGGGAUCAAGUACAAGAAUACUUGGACGAAUACUCAAUACAUUUUGGGGGGGUAACGUUGACUAAUUGUCGCCCAAACGACCAGAACAUGAAGAAAAGUCCUGCGAAUUCAGCUCUAAAGAGGUCAUUUGAGGUGGAGGAUGUGGACACCUCGGUCAACUCCUCGCCAGGCUCCCGCCGGGUUCCCAACAACACCAACCACCGCCCCGUCACGUCCCCCACCAGCAUCUACUACCGUGAACUGGGCGCCAGCAAUAACAACAACGGCUCCAUCUCCAAGACCAUCAUGGGAGGGGGCGGCUCCAAGCCUCCUGAACCCAUAUCCCGAGGACGCACGGAGCUCUCCAUCGACAUUUCCUCCAAGCAGGUGGAUCCAACCAGCCCUGGUUCCCUCCGAUUCGCUGCAAAACGGCCCGAGGUCCUAGGCCACUCCAAGACACCCGAGAUGGGCCACAAACGGGAGGUGACCUUCUCUAAAAUGCCCCAGGAGGUGGUGAUUCGCGCAGGGGCCCGGACCCCUGAGCCACCCAGCCAUGCCCGGAGGUUCGAGCCCCUCAGUCUGGGGGACAGCCCGGCCGCGAGGACUACACCAGGGAUCAGUGUCACCAAAGCACCCGAGACAACGGGGAAUGGAAAGAACAACCACGAGAACCAUGGUCAUCAUGCGCCGGUCCACCACCCGCACCACCCCAACCCCCACCACAACACCAUCGUCACCACCAUCCGCUGCUCCUCGCCCAACCGCACCAAGUCCCCCAACCCUGACAGGUCAGAAGUCAAUCCGAGCCACAGCAACAUGUCCGCCCCACCACAUCCGCAACCCCCUGCCAAGGGAGCGUCACAUGGCACUGGCGACUUCAGCUACGUGGGCAUCGAUGCCAUCCUGGAGCAGAUGAGGAGGAAGGCCAUGAAACAGGGCUUUGAGCUCAACAUCAUGAUCGUCGGUCAGAGUGGUCUGGGGAAGUCAACCCUGAUGAACACCCUGUUCAAGUCUAAGGUCAGCAGGAAGUCUGUGGUGUCCAACCCCGAGGAGAGGAUCCCCAAGACCAUCGAGAUCAAGUCCAUCAGUCACGACAUCGAAGAGAAGGGCGUGAGGAUGAAACUAACGGUAAUCGACACUCCCGGCUUUGGGGACCACAUCAACAACGAGAACUGCUGGCAGCCAAUCAUGAAGUUCAUCAACGACCAGUAUGAGCAGUACCUGCAGGAGGAGAUCAACAUCGACAGGAAGAAGAGGAUCCCAGACUCACGGGUUCACUGCUGCAUGUACUUCAUACCACCUACUGGACACUGUCUGAGGCCCCUGGAUGUGGAGUUUAUGAGUCGUCUGAGUAAAGUGGUCAACAUAGUCCCUGUCAUCGCCAAGGCAGACACACUCACCCUGGAGGAGAGGGACUUCUUCAAACAGACGAUCAGGGAAGGACUGCGAGCCAACGGGAUCGACGUCUACCCUCAGAAAGAGUUUGACGAGGAUGCUGAUGACAGGAUGAUCAAUGAUAAGAUCAGGGAGAUGAUCCCAUUUGCUGUGGUGGGGAGCGACCAGGAGUACCAGGUCAAUGGAAAGAGGCUUCUGGGCAGAAAAACAAAGUGGGGAACCAUAGAAGUUGAGAACAUUGCACACUGUGAGUUUGCCUACCUGCGAGACCUUCUCAUCAGGACCCACAUGCAGAACAUCAAGGACAUCACCAGUAGCAUCCACUACGAGGUGUACCGUGUCCGCAGGCUGAACGAGACCAACGCCCAGCCCAAUGGCCAGCCACCCAACACACUGGUUAACCCACAGCAGGCCAACGGGGCGGCAGCACAGCACCAAGUCCUGACCCAUGAGAUGUAAAUGUCUGACCAUCUGCAAACAAAUAAACACACACGCACACACACACAGACCCAUAUAUAUAUCUUUAAUGGCUGGCAACUGUGACACACCACAUGCAAACACACCACGUGACACACACACACCCAUCCUAACUGGCUGACAUGGACUGUACACACUCCAAAGAGGAUUCCAAUAUCAAGUAUAUAAUAAUUCAUACAUGAUCAACUGCUAAACAGAGUUUCUGUUAGCUGGAAGUUCUAGUGUAGGUCGUUGUAGGUCAGAGCUGUUGGAUAAACAGUACAAGAUGUCCCCUAGGGAGAUGGGAUACCACAGUAUUAUAGCAUACAGAUGUGUACAGACCAGCUAUCGAAGUAUAGCACAUCAAUUAGCUAAACUAGAAAUUACUGGUCGAAAUGACCUGUUCUACGUUUGGAUUGUGCUGUAUAGUGUUGUCUAGAUAUUGGAGAUAUUCGGAGGUAGGGUUUAGCUUCUUUGUACAUUUUGGACACAUCUGCACUGCCCCGAAAAGCAGCAAUGCAGUGUGGAGCAGCUUUGAAAUCCCUUUGUCUUUUUCCGUUGCGUUUUCAUAUGUUUAAGACCUCUUGCCAAACCAUCCUGUCUAUACCAAUAUGCCAAUGUCGUAUCUUGUUAAACGUAUCAUGUUCAUUCAUACAGUGCAUUUUACAUUUACUGUUGUGUUAUAAUAUUAUUGUAUUGUUGUCUGGAUGGUGGGGAUGCAGGGAACAGACAUCCCCCAUGCUCUCUGACCUUUCUCUAAACCAAAUAAAUGUCCUUUCUGUUUUAAAGAGAAGCGAAAUAUAUAGAAUUGAUUUAUAAAUAGAUAUUUAUGCUUGUUAUGUAUUCACUUUAUAAUUGAGUUUGAUAUUCAUAUAGCCUACCAGUCGACCUACACACUCCCGUUGUUCUCAGAGAGGAUGGAAAAUCUUCAGAGAUCCUCUUUGGUUGUAUCUCCUUGCCAUCAUGCAUUGUCUCCCGUGUAUUUAUAGAGAAUUCUAUGAAUCUAGAUUUACAUUGUCUUUUUGGACAUGAUACAGAAUAGGACUACAGGUAGGUUGAAUAUGUAGCCUACAUGCACCGCUUGAAAUAAUAUUUAGUUCCCCGACAGUUUUGCAUUCCCGGUGUAGUCAAUGUAUAACACCCUUAUCUUCCCUACUAAACAUUUAUUCCAAAAAGUCAUAAAUGUUCCCUUCAGCCAAACACAAUUCUUCACUCCGCCAGAAACUCAUGGACAGAGGUCAAAACCAAGAGUACUAUUCAUUCAGCAAUGUAGCUCACGUAACAUAAACAAUGACGAAAGGUAAUACAAUGUUUACUGUUGUAUAGUUAUUGUGUAAUUUGUUAUAGUAUGAUGAGAGUAUGGUUUAUCUUUGAUAUGCUAUGUCAAAUAAAUAAAGAUUGAUAUUUUUAUUGUU